GUUAGUAUGCUCACAGUGCCAACAAUGAAUUGACUUUAUCUUAAAAGAUAAUUGUCUACAAGGAAUUGAGUGGCAUAUACAAAUAAGAUAAACUACGAACAAACCAUUAACGAACCCAAAAACCAAUGGCGAAUACAGUUGCAGAGCUCAUAUUCAUCCCUGCCCCUGGGGUUGGUCAUAUCAUGUCAACUGUUGAAAUCGCAAAAGUACUUGUGAACCGAGAUCAACGAUUCUCCAUUACCGUCCUUAUCAUUAAGCCUCCUAGUUCAAGUUCUGGCUCCGCUAUUGACAACUACAUCCAAUCUUUAACCAAGAAUCCUAUGAGUCGCAUAUCGUAUAUUGAACUUCCUCAAAACGAAAGCCCACUAGUCACUGAUUCGAAAACUAGCUUCAAUUUCUUCGGUGAAUUCAUCAAGAGUCACUGUAAAUUUGUAAGAAACGUUAUGGCUGACAUGAUAACUCAACCGGGUUUUGGCCGGCUAGCUGGCUUUGUCGUGGACAUGUUUUGCACCAGCAUGAUAGAUGUGGCUAAUGAGUUCAAUGUUCCAACCUAUGUUUUCUUUACUUCUAAUGCCGCUUUUCUUGGAUUUAAAUUUUAUAUCCAGUUACUCUGCGAUGAUCAGAACCAGGAUGUUGUUGAGCUGAGCAACUCUGAUACCGAGGUAUCGGUUCCAAGUUUUGCAAAGCCAGUGCCAACAAAAGUUUUUUGGGAACUUGUCCUGACUAGAGAAGGAAUGGAUUUUGUUCUGUCAACUGUUCGAAAUCUAAGAAAGGUCAAGGCAAUCAUGGUGAAUACAUUUUUGGAGCUGGAAACACACGCAAUGAAGUCCUUGUCUGAUGACAUCAGUAUCCCGCCGGUGUACCCAGUAGGACCUAUACUUAACCUAGAAGGUGGUGCUGGAAAACCAUUUAAAGAUGACAUCAUAAGGUGGUUGGACAGUCAACCACCUUCCUCGGUGGUAUUCUUGUGUUUUGGGAGUAUGGGAUCUUUUGAUGAGGUACAAGUGAAGGAGAUAGCGCGUGCUUUAGAACGGAGUGGCUGCCGUUUCUUGUGGUCCCUACGUCGACCUCCGUUGGAUGAAGCAUCAAAAAUCCCUGGUGAUUAUGAGGACCCAGGCAUGGUGUUGCCGGAAGGAUUUCUGGAGCGAACAGAGGGAAUGGGAAAAGUAAUCGGGUGGGCCCCACAGGUUGCGGUGCUGGAUCACCAUGCGGUAGGAGGGUUUGUGUCCCACUGUGGGUGGAACUCAUUGCUGGAGAGUUUGUGGUUCGGUGUACCAGUGGCAACUUUGCCAAUGUAUGCUGAGCAACAGAUGAAUGCUUUUGAAAUGGUGGUGGAACUAGGAUUGUCAGUGAAGAUAAAGCUCGAUUAUAGGAAGGAUCUAUACAAUCCUAAGGCUGUUACAGUCAUUGUCACCGCCGAUGAGAUAGAAAGCGGGAUAAGAGAGGUGAUGGAGGAUAACAAGGUAAGAGCGAAAGUGAAAGAGAUAAGUGGGAAGAGUAGAGCAGCAGUGGUGAAGGAUGGUUCGUCCUAUGCAUCAGUUGGUUGUAUUAUUCAAGAAUUUAUCAAUAACAUCUCCUGAAUUCGACUUCCUGUUAUCUAUUUGACGUCUAAAGUUGAAAUCUUGUUUAAGUGUUUCCAUAGAAGUGGAUAGACCAAACCCGUAGUCUAACUUGACGACUCGCGCAUGUGCCAUCCGACAUCAAAGCAACCAAGCAUGUUAGAUUGCGUCUUCUACCAUUUAAAAAGUAGCGUCAUUAUUGUAGAGGGGUUUGAUAUACAUCUCAAUCUUUUAUUAAUCAACUGAUUCAUGUUAUUAGA
This is a messenger RNA of Erigeron canadensis, 1819 nucleotides long. Its product is annotated as anthocyanidin 3-O-glucosyltransferase 2-like. The coding region runs from base 126 to 1580 and encodes 484 amino acids. The record is from RefSeq and is a predicted model, not a curated record. Lineage: Eukaryota; Viridiplantae; Streptophyta; Magnoliopsida; Asterales; Asteraceae. Gene Ontology annotation, molecular function: UDP-glycosyltransferase activity. The transcript has a single exon.